Molecule: messenger RNA, 189 nt
Organism: Rotaria sordida
Lineage: Eukaryota; Metazoa; Rotifera; Eurotatoria; Philodinida; Philodinidae
Source: the annotation of a GenBank genome assembly
AUGCCAACAAAAAAAUCUUCUGCUAUUGUUUUUUGUGAUUUUGACGGUACAAUAACUUCAUGUGAAACUUUUGUUGGUAUAUUAAAACAUUUUUCUCCAAUAUUAUCAAAUGAAUUAUUACCAAAAAUUCUUUCUAAAGAAAUAACAUUACGUCAAGGUGUAAGACAAAUUGUUGAAUCAAUAUCAUCA